Messenger RNA from Dipodomys ordii (Ord's kangaroo rat), 342 nucleotides. Its product is annotated as oncomodulin. Gene Ontology annotation, molecular function: calcium ion binding. Gene Ontology annotation, cellular component: cytoplasm; nucleus. The transcript is spliced from 4 exons. Lineage: Eukaryota; Metazoa; Chordata; Mammalia; Rodentia; Heteromyidae. The record is from RefSeq and is a predicted model, not a curated record. The coding region runs from base 13 to 342 and encodes 109 amino acids.
ACAAGGUGGACCAUGAGCAUCACAGACGUCCUUAGUGCUGAGGACAUUGCAGCUGCCCUGCAGGAAUGCCAAGACCCAGAUACUUUUGAACCCCAGAAAUUCUUCCAAACAUCAGGCCUGUCCAAGAUGUCAGCCAGCCAGGUGAAAGAUGUCUUCCGGUUCAUAGACAACGACCAGAGUGGAUUCCUGGAUGAAGAAGAGCUUAAGUUUUUCCUGCAGAAGUUUGAGAGCGGAGCCAGAGAGCUGACUGAGUCAGAAACCAAGUCGUUGAUGGCAGCUGCUGACAGCGAUGGAGAUGGAAAGAUUGGGGCUGAUGAAUUCCAGGAAAUGGUGCAUGCUUAA